This is a messenger RNA of Euleptes europaea (tarantolino), 626 nucleotides long. RefSeq names its product StAR related lipid transfer domain containing 4 (gene STARD4). Gene Ontology annotation, biological process: cholesterol import; intracellular cholesterol transport; cholesterol transport involved in cholesterol storage. The record is from RefSeq and is a predicted model, not a curated record. Gene Ontology annotation, cellular component: cytosol; endoplasmic reticulum. The transcript is spliced from 5 exons. NCBI's taxonomy places the organism in Eukaryota, Metazoa, Chordata, Lepidosauria, Squamata, Sphaerodactylidae. Gene Ontology annotation, molecular function: cholesterol binding; cholesterol transfer activity. The coding region runs from base 3 to 626 and encodes 207 amino acids.
GGAUGGCUGACUUCCCUGAUGUGGGUUCUGUGGCAACAAAGCUCAGAAAUACACUCAUCCAGUACUACAACACUGAAGAUGGUGAAUGGAGGACGAUUAAGACCACAAAAAACACUGUGAUUUGGCGCAAGCCAUCAGAAGAAUUCAAUGGAUACCUCUACAAAACACAAGGGAUUGUGGAAGAUGCUGUCAACAGAAUAGUGGAUCACAUCCGUCCUGGACCUUAUCGACUACACUGGGACAGUCUCAUGACCUCAAUGGAUGUUGUUGAAGAGUUUGAAGAGAACUGCUGUGUGAUGCGUUAUACCACUGCCGGCCAGCUGUGGAACAUCAUUGCCCCAAGAGAGUUUGUCGAUUUCUCUUACACAACGGACCAUGAAGAUGGACUUCUAUCAUGUGGUCUUAGCCUAGACUAUGGGGAAGUCAGGCCUUCUUUUGUCAGAGGAUUCAACCACCCCUGUGGCUGGUUCUGUAUCCCGCUCAAGGAUAGUCCUGGACGUAGUCUUCUGACUGGCUUUAUCCAGACGGAUCUGCGUGGAAUGAUCCCCCAGGCUGCGGUGGACACAGCCAUGGCCAGCACCCUGACGACCUUUUAUUCUGAUCUCAGAAAGACUCUGAAGGCAUGA